This is a messenger RNA of Papilio machaon (common yellow swallowtail), 1737 nucleotides long. RefSeq names its product probable dolichyl pyrophosphate Glc1Man9GlcNAc2 alpha-1,3-glucosyltransferase (gene xit). The record is from RefSeq and is a predicted model, not a curated record. The coding region runs from base 148 to 1737 and encodes 529 amino acids. Gene Ontology annotation, cellular component: endoplasmic reticulum membrane. Gene Ontology annotation, biological process: protein N-linked glycosylation. NCBI's taxonomy places the organism in Eukaryota, Metazoa, Arthropoda, Insecta, Lepidoptera, Papilionidae. The transcript is spliced from 8 exons. Gene Ontology annotation, molecular function: dolichyl pyrophosphate Glc1Man9GlcNAc2 alpha-1,3-glucosyltransferase activity.
AUAACGACGUUUAAAGUUUCUUUUUGGUUAAAUUAGGCUAUAGAUUUUAAUAAGACUGUUAAGAAAAUACUACAUUUACGCUAAUCAAUUUAUAAUAUUAUGGAAAUGUCUUUCGGUCUUUAAAAUUAAGAUUUAAUAUACAGAAAAAUGAUUAAUCAAAUAAUAGUGCUUCUUACUACAUUUAAAUUGUUUUUCAUACCUUUAUAUCAUUCAACAGACUUUGAAGUUCAUCGAAACUGGUUAGCCAUAACUCAUAAUCUAACAAUAGACCAGUGGUAUUACGAGUCUACAUCAGAAUGGACAUUAGAUUAUCCUCCAUUCUUUGCCUGGCUGGAGUAUGGACUUUCCCAUAUAGCGAAAUUAUUGGAUCCAGAAAUUGUAAAACUACAAAAUUUAAACUAUGAAUCACAAAUGACUAUAAUAUUCCAACGUUUGUCUGUAAUCAUUCUAGAUUGUUUUUAUUUAUAUAGUGCAAAAUGCUGUUCAGACUUGAUAACCAAUGGGAGGUUAUUGGUGUUUAUAUUGUUGGUAGCAAAUCCUGGAUUAUUGAUGGUUGAUCAUAUACAUUUUCAAUAUAAUGGAUUUUUAUAUGCAUUUCUUCUUUUUUCUAUUUUCAGUAUGAUUAAGGGAAAAUAUUUAUGGGCUGCUUUUUGGUUUUCUGUUCUACUAAACUUAAAGCAUAUAUUCUUAUACAUAGCUCCAGUGUAUGUAGUUUAUUUGUUGAGAGCAUACUGUUUCACUGUAGCGUCCACAGAUGGCGUGCAUACUGCAUGGUAUUCAUUUUCUUCAAGGAAUUUGUUGAAGUUGGCAUUUAUUGUGAUAACAGUUUUUACUAUAUCCUUUGGACCUUUUAUCCACCAUAUACCUCAGAUUUUGUCAAGACUGUUCCCGUUCAAAAGAGGAUUGUGCCAUGCAUAUUGGGCACCAAAUUUUUGGGCGUUGUACAAUUUUGGAGAUAAAGUUUUACAAUAUGUAUUACCGAUAUUUGGAAUAUCAGUGUCAUCGAGCGAGGCGUCCAUGACGGGCGGUCUAGUGCAGGAAUACGACCAUGUAGUCCUGCCAUCCAUAACGCCAACUGUCACAUUUAUAUUAACUCUAUUAUCUAUGGUUCCUGCUCUAAUUAAGUUGUGGAAUCUAUGUGCGGAUAAGAAAUAUAGAGCUAUGAGUUUUAUAAGAUGUAUUACAGUAUGUGCAACUUGUUCAUUUAUGUUCGGUUGGCAUGUCCAUGAGAAAGCCAUAUUGAUGAUUCUAAUACCACUAAGUUUCUUAGCAGUAUUGGGAGAUGUCGACGGGAGAUUAUUCUUGUUUCUGUCUACAGUCGGGAAUUAUUCUCUCUUCCCAUUACUUUAUCCUAAAAGCCUAAUAGGAAUUAAGUUGUUUUUACUGUUAACACAUUGUGCUAUUGCUUUUGGAAAUUUACCUGCGUUGUACGUAGUUCCCAAAGUGAAAGGUACCAAAAGAAUUCGAAAACUUCGUUUACCAAUGUUGAGUAGAAUUGAAUGUUUGUAUAUAUACAAUUUGAUAGGUUUAUGGGUUUAUGAAAAUGCGAUCCACUUUAUAUUGGGCCUGGACAAACGGUUACCGUUUUUACCUUUAAUGUUUACAUCUGUUUAUUGUGCGUUAGGUGUUUUAUAUUUUUGGAUUCGAUAUUAUUAUUAUUUUUUAACGUUCAACUUAAGUAUGGUUCCUAUACAAAGUGUGGAAAGUACGCCACAACACAAUAAAAAGAUUAAAUAA